CGUGACAACCAACAUGCAUGUGAUUGUACUGCAGGAAUAUACAGGAAGUACUUGCGAAACAGAUAUAGAUGAAUGUUUGUCGCUUCCUUGUAAGAAUAAUGGCACGUGUGUUGAUGUUGUCAACGGAUAUAUUUGCAAUUGCUCUGCUGGAUAUGAAGGCCAAAGCUGCGAAACUGAUAUAGACGAUUGUGCAGAAGACCCAUGCGGGACUAGAGGUGAGUGUGUGGAUAAAGUGAAUGGAUUCAGUUGCAACUGUAGACAAGGUUACACUGGUGAUGUUUGUGAAACAGAUAUCAAUGAUUGUGUACCAUACCCGUGUCAACAUAAUGGUACUUGUGUAGACUUUGUCAAUUUCUAUACAUGUACAUGCGCAGAUGGCUAUAAUGGAAGUCAUUGUGAAAUAGAUAUAAAUGAGUGUGAAUCCAGUCCCUGUCAGAAUGAAGCCGAAUGUAAAGAUGAUGUCAAUCAAUAUUCAUGCACGUGUAAACCUGGGUACAUCGGGACCCACUGUGAAACAAACAUAGAUGAAUGUCAAUCCAAUCCGUGUCAGAAUGAAGCCAAAUGCAUCGAUGAAGUCAAUCAAUAUUCAUGUUCGUGCAAAGAUGGAUACACGGGUAGCCAUUGUGAAACAAAAAUAGACGAAUGUCAAUCGAGUCCAUGUCAGAACGGAGCUGAUUGUACUGACAAAGUGAAUGAAUAUUCAUGUACGUGUAAAGAUGGCUACACCGGGACCCAUUGUGAAACAAAUAUAAACGAAUGUCUAUCGAACCCGUGUCAGAAUGAAGCCGAAUGCGUGGACGAGGUCAAUCAGUAUUCAUGCACAUGUAAAGCUGGCUACACAGGCAUUCAUUGUGAAACAAAUGUUAAUGAGUGUCAAUCGAGUCCUUGUCAGAAUAAUGCUCAGUGCGUGGAUGAAGUAAACCAAUAUUCAUGUACGUGUAACGCAGGCUACACUGGAACACAUUGUGAAACAGAUAUAGACGAGUGUCAAUCGAAUCCAUGUCAGAAUGAAGCCGAAUGUAGAAACGAGGUCAAUCAAUAUUCAUGUUCGUGUAAAGAUGGCUACACCGGAACCAACUGUGAAACAAACAUAGAUGAAUGUCAAUCAAACCCGUGUCAAAAUGAAGCACAAUGCAUUGAUGACGUCAAUCAAUAUUCAUGUUCGUGCAAAGAUGGAUACACGGGCAUCCAUUGUGAAACAACUGCUUUCACGAGUACCCAUUGUGAAACAGAUAUAAAUGAAUGUCAAUCCAACCCAUGUCAGAACGAAGCCGAAUGCAUCGAUGAAGUUAACCAAUAUUCAUGUACGUGUAAAGAUGGAUACACAGGCGUCCGUUGUGAAACAGAAAUGAAUGAGUGCCAAUCCGACCCGUGUAAGAACGACGCCGAGUGUGUUGACGAAGUCAAUCAGUAUACAUGUAUUUGUAAAGACGGCUACACAGGUUCCCAUUGUGAAACAGAUAUAAAUGAGUGUGAAUCGAACCCUUGUUUGAACGAAGCCAAGUGUAUAGAUGGUAUCAAUCAAUAUUCAUGCACGUGUAAAGAUGGUUACGAGGGAUAUCAUUGUGAAACAGAUAUAAACGAGUGCCAAUCAAAUCCCUGCCAGAAUGAAGCCGAAUGUAAAGAUGACGUGAAUCAAUAUUCGUGUACUUGUAAAGAAGGCUACACGGGCACACAUUGUGAAAUAGACAUAGAUGAGUGUAAAUCCAGCCCAUGCCAAAAUGAUGCACUUUGCAUAGAUGGUGUCAAUCAAUAUUCAUGUACGUGUCAAGAUGGCUUUUCUGGCAUCCAUUGCGAGACAAAUAUAGAUGAGUGCGAAUCUAACCCGUGUCAAAAUGACGCCGAAUGUGUAGAUCAAGUCAACCAAUAUUCAUGCUCGUGUAAAUAUGGCUAUAUGGGUGACCAUUGUGAAACAGAUAUUAAUGAUUGUCACUCCAAUCCGUGUCGUAACGGAGGCAAAUGCAUUGAUGAUGUCAAUAAAUAUUCAUGCGGUUGUCCAGAUGGCUACACGGGCGUCCAUUGUGAAACAGAUAUAAAUGAGUGUCUGUCCAAUCCGUGUAAGAACGAGGUAAAGUGCAUCGACGAAGUCAAUCUUUAUCAAUGUACUUGUAAAGAUGGCUUCACAGGCAUUCAUUGUGAAACAGACAUUGACGAAUGUAUAUCCAACCCGUGCUACAAUGAUGCUGAAUGUAUUGAUGAAGUCAAUGGAUACACUUGUACGUGCAGUAAUGGAUAUGAAGGAAUUGACUGUAAAAUAGAAAUAGAUGAAUGUCAAUCCAAUCCGUGUCAAAAUGGAGCUGAAUGUAUCGAUAAAAUUAAUAGCUACAGUUGUACUUGUAAAGAUGGAUACAAAGGCAGCUUUUGUGAAAUAGAUAUUGACGAAUGUUUACCAGAUCCAUGUCGUCAUGGAGGCACGUGCGUUGAUCUUAUGAACGAGUACCAGUGUAAAUGUGUAGAUGGCUACAACGGAACCAACUGUGAAACUGUGAAUGCGAAUCUAGUCCGUGUCAGAAUGGAGCUGAAUGCGGCCGACAAUGUUGAUAGCUAUAUUUGUACGUGUAAAGAUGGAUACGAAGGCAUUAAUUGUGAAAUAGACAUUGAUGAAUGUUUACUAGAUCCAUGUCGUCAUGGAGGCACGUGCGUUGAUCUUGUGAACGAGUACCAGUGUAAAUGUGUAGAUGGCUACACCGGAACCAACUGUGAAACUGAAUUAAAUGAAUGUGAAUCUAGUCCGUGUCAGAAUGGAGCUGAAUGCGGCGACAAUGUUGAUAGCUAUAUUUGUACGUGUAAAGAUGGAUACGAAGGCAUUAAUUGUGAAAUAGACAUUGAUGAAUGUUUACCAGAUCCAUGUCGUCAUGGAGGCACGUGCGUUGAUCUUGUGAACGAGUACCAGUGUAAAUGUGUAGAUGGCUACACCGGAACCAACUGUGAAACUGGAAUAAAUGAAUGCGAAUCUAGUCCGUGUCAGAAUGGAGCUGAAUGCGUCGACAAUGUUGAUAGCUUUCUUUGUACGUGUACAGAUGGAUACGAAGGCAUUAAUUGUGAAAUAGACAUUGAUGAAUGUUUACCAGAUCCAUGUCGUCAUGGAGGCACGUGCGUUGAUCUUGUGAACGAGUACCAGUGUAAAUGUGUAGAUGGCUACACCGGAACCAUCUGUGAAACUGAAAUAAAUGAAUGUGAAUCUAGUCCGUGUAAGAAUGGAGCUGAAUGCGUCGACAAUGUUGAUAGCUAUAUUUGUACGUGUAAAGAUGGAUACGAAGGCAUUAAUUGUGAAAUAGACAUUGACGAAUGUUCAGCAGAUCCAUGUCGUCACGGAGGCACGUGCGUUGAUCUUUUGAACCAUUAUGAGUGUAAAUGUGUGAACGGCUAUAAUGGAAACAACUGUGAAACUGAAAUAAAUGAAUGUGACUCUAAUCCGUGUCGGAAUGAAGCUGAAUGUGUCGACAAAAUUGAUAUGUACAGUUGUACAUGUAAAGAUGGAUACGAAGGCAUCAACUGUGAAAUAGACAUUGAUGAAUGUUCAACAGAUCCAUGUCGUCAUGGAGGCACGUGCGUUGAUCUUGUAAACCGUUACGAGUGUAAAUGUGUGAAUGGUUAUAACGGAAACAACUGUGAAAUUGAAAUAAAUGAAUGUGAAUCUAGUCCAUGUCAGAAUGGAGCUGAAUGCAUUGACGAAAUUGAUAUGUAUAGUUGUAAGUGUAAAGAUGGAUAUGAAGGCAUCAAUUGUGAAAUAGACAUUGACGAAUGUUCAUCAAAUCCAUGUCGUCAUGGAGGCACGUGCGUUGAUCUUGUAAACCGUUACGAGUGUAAAUGUGUAAGUGGCUACAGCGGAAACAACUGUGAAAAUGAAAUAAAUGAAUGUGAAUCUAAUUCGUGCCAGAAUGGAGCUGAAUGCAUCGACGAAGUUGAUAAGUAUAGUUGUAAGUGUAAAGAUGGAUACAAAGGCAUAAAUUGUGAAAUAGACAUUGACGAAUGUGUGACCAAUCCUUGUCGUCAUGAAGGCACGUGUAUUGAUCUUGUGAACAAUUACGAGUGUACAUGCGAAGAUGGCUACACCGGAACCAACUGUGAAAUUGAUGUGAAUGAAUGUCAAUCAAGCCCAUGUCAAAAUAACGCCGAAUGUGUUGAUGACGUCAAUAGGUACACAUGCACGUGUAAAGAUGGUUACGAAGGCGUCCAUUGUGAAUCUGAAAUAGAUGAAUGUUCAUCUAACCCGUGCAAACAUGAAGGCACGUGCAUAGAUCUCGUGAAUGGUUAUGAAUGUAAAUGUCUAGGUGGAUAUAGUGGAAUAACCUGUGAAACCGAUGUGAAUGAAUGUCAAUCAAGCCCAUGUCAAAAUAACGCCGAAUGUGUUGAUGACGUAAAUAGGUACACUUGCACGUGUAAAGAAGGUUACGAAGGUGUCCAUUGUGAAUCUGAUAUAGAUGAAUGUCAAUCCAGCCCUUGUCAGAAUGAUGCCGAAUGUAUUGAUGAAGUCAACGGAUACACUUGUAGGUGCAUAGCUGGAUACGAAGGCAUCAAUUGUGAGACAGUUACGAAUGUUCCAAUAAGAAGGAAAUCUAUGCAGUUUGUAUUCCAAAUGGACGUCACUGACAUUGAUCUUUCUAGUGCUGACAUUCUAGCAAGUGUUUCAGGGGAGAUAUCCCAGUACUUUAAAGAUAGUGUUGGUGAAUCAUUCAGGCGUAUAAUGGAUAUUCUACUAAGCCCUGGAAGCCUGGUCGCAGACUUUGUAGCAGAGUAUGAAGAUAACGAAGUAACUGCUAGUGACUUCACCAAAGCUAACGUUGAUUUAAUCACUGGUGAAAAGACAAUAAAACUCCUAAAUCAAUCGAUGUCUCCAUCAACUAUAAAAGUAGGCGACAAGAAAGUUGCGUCCGAGACUGGUCCGACGGAAACUAUCAUCUGUGAAAUAUUUCUUGAGGUCAAUGGAGAAUGUCCUGCAGAAGAACAUUGUGUUGUGGAGACAAGAAUACCUGCAUGCGUAAAAGAGGACCAACACUUUGGACUGACAUUUGUGGUCGUGGUGAUAGUUUGUGUUUUUGCCGCU
Ruditapes philippinarum (Manila clam) is the source of this 5047-nucleotide messenger RNA. RefSeq names its product fibropellin-1-like. Gene Ontology annotation, molecular function: zinc ion binding; calcium ion binding. The transcript is spliced from 47 exons. Lineage: Eukaryota; Metazoa; Mollusca; Bivalvia; Venerida; Veneridae. The record is from RefSeq and is a predicted model, not a curated record. The annotation marks the transcript as partial.